UAACGCAUUUGCUUGUCAAUACAGUGACACAAAUAUUGUUGUAUACUUUGUUUAGAGGUCUGAAUUCUCAGCAGGUGUUCGUGUCCCUCCAUUGACGUCAGUAUUUAACCCGUUUCAGGAAACACAUGAUUGGCAUCCUCAACGAGCUUCACCGUCUCGCAUUUCAGGCCGAGCAUCGACAGAUAACAGCGAAGGAAACAAUGGUUGAUGCAUCUAUGUGAAGGACCAUGCAUGCCAGCAGUUUGUCUUUGGCUGCUUGCAGAUAAGCCGUGAAUGUAAUAUGAGCACCGGUGGAGAAUGAAAUCUCAUUAAGGGGGUUGUUACAGAAAGCCAGAGAAAAUGAACCAGGUGAACGGAUACGUGAUCAUUUAUUUAUUGUCCGUGAUCAGUUUCUGUGCCGCAGGGAUCUUUAACGUCUCUGCGGUGGAUGGAGAUGCCACUGAGAAUGGGACUGUGCCAGAUGGUGGCGGCUCAGUUCCUGUGGUGCUCACCAAAAUAGGCCAGAUCAUAGCCCGGGAGGGAAACUGUGCUUUCAUUGACUGUAAUGUCACUGGUGACCCUUUUCCGAAUGUCCAGUGGUUCAAUUCACACGGUCAUCUGCUUGAUACAAAGAAAAGUGAUGGUAAAUGGUGGAUUCUGGAGAAUGGUGUCCUCAACAUCACCAGCAUCACUUUUGCAGACCGUGGUAAAUACACCUGUGUAGCCUCCAAUGCGUACGGCAUGGCAAACUGCACAGUGACACUUCGAGUAGUCUUCACCAAUGGAGAUAUGGGCGUUUAUUAUAUGGUGGUGUGUCUGGUGACUUUUACGAUCAUAAUGAUAUUGAACAUCACUCGACUUUGCAUGAUGAGCAGCCAUCUGAAGAAAACUGAGAAGGCCAUCAAUGAGUUUUUCCGUACUGAAGGUGCAGAAAAGCUCCAAAAGGCAUUUGAAAUUGCAAAGCGUAUUCCUAUUAUUACCUCGGCAAAAACACUGGAGCUGGCCAAGGUCACCCAAUUCAAGACCAUGGAGUUUGCACGCUAUAUCGAGGAGUUGGCACGAAGCAUACCGCUCCCUCCACUAAUCAUGAACUGCCGUACCUUCAUGGAGGAGAUUCUCGAGGUCGUCGGGGUCGAGGAAAUGAGACACACCUUUGUUCGACAAGCACCUGAGAGUCCUGAAGAUACCGUACAUGGCGGUGAGGUGAGAGCUGUAACCUCUGGUGAUGUUUUCACCAUCUUGCAAGAAAGGGAGCGAGAGAGGGAUCGGAGUGAGUCGCCCGUCGUGGAUUCGGACGACGUGUCACUUCACGAGCAGCCUCAACACAUAGCCAUUCAGGUUUCGGUUCAUACGCCGUUAGCUGCAGCAGGAUGCUGCAACAUGGAAGCUCCACCUCUCUCUGAAAUUGUCUCCUCUUCUCCUCCUCCUCCCCCAUUGGCUCAGCUGCCUUUGGAGGUGGAGUCAGAUGAGAAGGAAACUAAACCAGAGUCUGAACAAGGGGGUGGUGCAACUCAGAACACCCAAGUUAUCUAUGAAAGCCAUGUGUAAUAUCCUGAAACCAGGAUAAUGACACUGCUAUGCAUUUUCAGGAAAGGACAAAAAUAUUUAAUGUUUUUGCUCUGAUUAGAGAAAUAGAGGCUUCUUCUAUCAUUUAAAAAGCAAUUCUGUGUAUAAGUUCUAUUUUCCAUGACAAUUAAUGGUUUGAAUCUCACAAACGUCUGGGUCAUAUUUCUCACAAAAAAUAAAUAAAAUAUACAUUUUGCACACUGAAAAUGAAGCCUAUUUUAGGACCAUUAAAAUGUUUUGCAUUGUGACAACAUUUUCAUUCUAAUUAACAAUGCGAUUUUGGCUGUACUGUAGUAAAAAUCAGUCCUAUUGAAGGGGGGUUUCCAGCAUAACUUUAAUUCAAAACCACAAAUACUACCAAUACUUGCAUUCGUACGGUAACACUUAAUAGUAAGGCUCUAUUUGUUAUCAUGAACCUACAAUGAACAAUAUACUAUAUACUCAAUAUACAAUAUACCUAUCAUUUUUACAGUAUUUAUUAAUCCGUUAAUGAUAGUUAAUAAAUAUACAGUUGUUCAUGUUAGUUUAUAGUGCAUUAACUACUGUUAACUAAUACAACUUUUAGUAUAUUCUGUCCCAGAUUGUUAAAGAUUAAUGUUCAUUGUUAAGUCAUGUUAAUAAUGUUUCUAACUGCUAUCAAAUGGAACCUUGUUGUCAAGUGUUACCAGUUGUACUUCAUAAAUGUGCUUUACAAUGUAAAUAUCUUCUGUUUUCGCCCUGCAUAACUGAUGAGAAUGAGAUUUUUUUUUUUUUUUUUUACAUUACAGUAGGCAACUAACCAUUGGGGGGGGGGGUAUAAAUGUGUUUACGUGUCAUGAAAAUAAUGUCACGAUGCAAUAUAUCUUAUUAAUCUCAAUAAAUUGCCUUCAUUUUCAAAAAUUAACUGGUAAUUUGUAAGAGUCUUUGAUAGAUUCACCCGAAUAAGCUUGUUGAAUGUAUUUUGGGCAAAGUACUGUAUUUUGCCCUUUUAUUUUUUUUGUGUAGUAAAUUGAUGGAAAUUAGGGCUAUUGAUGGAUUGGAAAGCUCAGUCUUAAAAGGCUAACAUCUUUUUUGGAUGUAGUUACAGAUUAUACAUUUCACAAAUGAAUGAGGAAAAAUUACUGAUUAUACUCCGGCUGAAAAUAACCUGUUGUUAGACCCUUUGAGGCUGAAGUGCAUUUAUAUAUAUAUAUAUAUAUAUAUAUAUAUAUUUUUUUUUGACACUAUUUCAGAGGUGGCAUAUUUUUUUUUUUCUUUUAAGAAUUUCCCUUAUAAUAUGCAUGGAAAAAUGCAUGUUUUCAAUGCUGGAAACUUGUUUGUUUAAACUGUCUUUGCCUGUUAUUUAUUAUUUCUUUCACAUUGGACAGGUAAACAGCAUCGACACUUUAUUGAGUAACAUAACUUUCAGUUUGAGGUUGAGGCAUUUUAUUCAGUUGAAAUGUUGAAUUCCACUGGAGUCCUUCUACUGUUACUGUAAUUAAUAAUUGAUAGUAUUAUUACUUUAAUAGUACUACAGUGAGUAUUGCAUUGUAAUAUUAAAUGCACAGCUGUUUAAUUCUUUUUCUUUUUUCAUUGUAAGAAUAAGAUGUUGCUGUGUUUUUGUUUAAACCAUUGUAAACCUUUUCGGUUCCAAAACAAUUUUUUCAACAACAAUUUCUUGAUAUCAGAAACCCAAUAAUUAUAUUUAAUAUCUUCUAAUGUCUUAGACAUUCAGGACAUACAUUUGCUUCCUAACAAGGCACACCUCUUAACCUCUUAGAUUCAGUGAUAGAGUUCUUCUAUGUUGAUGAUCUUGCUUUCUUUGGUACAGAGUAAAUUUCUUAGUUGUUUACUGUACUGGUAAAAAUAUGGAGAUUAAGCACUAGUGCAUUCCUUGUCAGGGUGUGUGAGAGAGAUUGAGAGAGAGAGAGAGAGAUGGCCACGGUGUUCGUCAAAUGCAGUUUUUGAGUAGUGAAAUAAACGCUGCUGUG
Molecule: messenger RNA, 3494 nt
Organism: Xyrauchen texanus (razorback sucker)
Lineage: Eukaryota; Metazoa; Chordata; Actinopteri; Cypriniformes; Catostomidae
Product: microfibrillar-associated protein 3-like
Exons: 3
Coding region: 340-1527 (395 amino acids)
Source: RefSeq, a predicted model, not a curated record